AUGUCAUUUCCCUUGAUUUGCUAUUCAUUAGCCAACUGCUUCGCUAUCGCUAUAUUAGGAAAUGUAAUGCUGAUUCACUUUGUGAGUGGUGGGGAUGAUACCCACGUCCGAAAGUGGGUUGGAAAUAAUUUCUCCUCCAUGUGGGAUGCGAUCGCCGAUAGUAUGGCUGGGAAACAUCACCUGUACUAUGAUAUCGAUUUAUACAUGGGAGAACGCAUAGAAGUACUCUGUCCUUCAUAUGACGGUCAUAAAUCUGUACUUAAACCCCUUGACGAAGGCAUGUUCUACAGCUCGGAUGCUUUUCAAAGCAAACUAGACGUUACUGAUGCGGAUGGUAAUUACCACCCUUUGAGCAGGUUGAAAAUAAACAUUAGUGAUGGUUUCCAUAAUCUGAGCAUUAAAAAGUUACAGGAUGAAAAAUGGGAGAUCAUGUUUCCGAAAAAACCGACGUACUUAACCAUGGAAACACUAUUUUUCGAUUGCAUCGCCACUUCUGAUUCAGCAACCCUUCAUACAGCCACACUCAAACUCAACAUAAUGCCAGAGUACUAUGGAGGCAAGGGAACGCAGGAACAGAUCAAUUUUCUCACCAACACAUUCGCUCCCGACGGCGCACGGGGUACCUACUUCAAGUUCCCAAGGCCCGGCUCCACAUGCUUUCUAACGUGUAAGGCGGAAGAGAAGAAGUCUACAUCUCCAAAAGGGCUAUUUAUCUCUGGGACGCAAAAAUCGAAGGUGCAGAAGACCCAUAUGAUAGAUUAUGAAGAGGAAUUUUAUGGUAAAAAGCUGCAUGAUAUAGCAUUCGAAUACUGCGAUACGUUCGGGUUUAUGGUCCUAGUGAUAAUUUUACAAGACGAAACGCAAGUUGUGGGCGCCAAUUGGUUGGCACCGCAGCACGAUACGCAUGAAGUUUUGAAAACGAAAUUUAACACACUAGAAAGUGCUGUACUUAAUUUAUACUGUGGAAAUCACUGCAAUGACAUGUAUCCAAAAAACAUUCCGCAAGAAUUUAUAGUGGAUGUUAGCUGGACAUUGCGUGUUCACCAAUUCCUUAACAAUCUGAUAGUGAUUCGUCGAUCACAGAAGAGCAUCACAGUGGAUUUCAGCCGUUAUAAUUCAUAUCGUUUCCAUGAAGCAAACUGGUAUUCUAGUACAAGCGUUGUUAGUUUUGCACAUUCGGUGGAUUUUACUAUAAACCCCGUAUGCGAUUUUAAUAACCCAGAGUCCCUCGACAUGGAUGGUAAAACUUGUUCAGUGCACAUUUUGAAGGGUCACACCAUUAUUAUAAGGGGUGCAAAUAUUAACGACGAUGAUAUUUACAUGCUACCUGCGGAGGGAGACGGGUUUUUCUGGCGUAAAGUCACAAAACCAGAGAUGGCAUGGAAUGAUCAUACAUUUGAGCGCGUUAAGACGGAAUCACCGGCUGCCGAAACCUUUGAUGAGUUGGGACCAACGGCUGGUUCUUAUGGUCUUAAAUUCAAUGACGUAACUACAACAUACAAUCCUUUAUACUACAUAUGGAGUAAAAGCACAGAAGAUGACGGUAAAAACCCCGACAAAAUUGCUAUGGUUUAUUACGCCGACGCUGCCUAUAUCGUUAAACCUGAUAUGGACUUAAAAAUGGACGGCAGCCAAAAGAUAGAUGGUAAUUCGCCCGCUGGUUCCAAGAUGUACCAUGUUGUCAGUAGGGGAGAUAAAGGCCUGCAUUUUCGUUGCAGCGAUUUCUUUAAUAGUGACGGAGGGGCCGAAUAUAUUCUAUACCCACAAGGGAAGAAUCUAAUUUACUCAAAUGUAGAGAACAGGCUUGCUGACCCAACCAAGAUACCGACAGCUCAAUUCCAGGAGGAAUACGCAACAGCCGGCGUAAGCAUGUACAAAGCGCCAGAAUCAACCAAGAAAUACGACCUGGAAAUUGUAUUUGAACGUGAUAAGGUCAUAUUUGCGCUCUACAAGAAGCCUCUGUACUUUAUAUGCGCCAGAAAAGACUGGGAUAAAUCUAAGCAUUCUUACGUCAUUAUUGGAAUUGAUCCAUUCUAUCAACAGAAGCGUAUCUACGGUUGUGGAACUAAGCCUGAAUUCUUCCUCAACAACGAAGGCGAAACCAACAGUGAACAAAAUUGUGAAUUUACAAUCGAUGACAAUCGGACAGUUGGAUUCUUUUGCCCCAUGCCCAUUCCCAGCCAUUUUCUUGAAGGAGACCAGAAAAAGUGGGCACCUGCCGAUGGUGAUGCGAUCGCAACCACUAACCCCUAUAAAAACAUGAUACAAUGCUACGAUCGCACCACAUUCUUUCAGAGGCUAUUUAAAUGGAAGGUUGAUAUAGGAUUAUUUGCCACACCUCAUAACGUUGGGGAGGUUCGAUCACUAUGGAUUUUUAAUCGAGGCCAAUUCAUCAAAAACGGCAAACAGGCUAUAACUCAGGUUAUAUGUCAUUGCUUCAACGCUGAAGGACGCAGCGUGGCGAGCAUCAAAGUGUCCCCUGAGUUUAGGAAAAUGGCAACAUAA
Babesia ovata is the source of this 2505-nucleotide messenger RNA. RefSeq names its product PA14 domain-containing protein, putative. The transcript has a single exon. Bases 1 to 2505 code for a protein of 834 amino acids. NCBI's taxonomy places the organism in Eukaryota, Apicomplexa, Aconoidasida, Piroplasmida, Babesiidae. The record is from RefSeq and is a predicted model, not a curated record.